Molecule: messenger RNA, 1795 nt
Organism: Caenorhabditis elegans
Lineage: Eukaryota; Metazoa; Nematoda; Chromadorea; Rhabditida; Rhabditidae
Gene: riok-2
Product: Serine/threonine-protein kinase RIO2
Molecular function (GO): protein serine kinase activity; ATP binding; protein kinase activity
Source: RefSeq, marked reviewed
AUGGGUCGAAUGAACGUUUCGAUGAUGCGAUACCUGGAAGGUGAUCACUUCCGGGUACUGAUCGCCGUCGAGAUGGGCAUGAAGAAUCACGAGGUCGUUCCGUUGGCUCUUGUGUCAGCAAUUGCUGGAAUUCAUAGAGGAGGUGUCGCCAGGACGCUUAAUGACUUGUGCAAGCACUCGUUGGUCGCUUUUGAGAGAAGCAAGAAAUUUGAUGGCUACCGUCUCACAAUCCGUGGCUACGACUACCUCGCCCUUCGAGCCCUGUGCUCCCGUGAAGUCGUCGGAAGUGUCGGAAAUCAAAUCGGAAUCGGAAAAGAGUCGGAUGUGUACGUCGGUGGUGACCCGGAGCUCAACGAUCUUUGUCUGAAAUUCCAUAGAUUGGGUCGCACGUCGUUCAGGAAAAUCAAAGAGAAACGUGAUUAUCACAAGAAGAGAAAGAGCGCCUCGUGGCUUUAUUUGAGUCGUCUGGCCGCUGCGAAGGAAUUUGCUUUUUUGAAAGCUCUUCAAGAGCGGGGAUUUCCUGUACCAAAAGCUGUGGAUGUAUGUCGACAUUUAGUCGUUAUGCAGUUAGUUGUUGGUCAAACUCUCUGCAAUGUGACCCACGUGGAAGACGCUGGCGCCCUCUACGACAGACUUAUGGCUCUUAUCGUGAAAAUGGCUCGGCACGGAGUUAUUCAUGGAGAUUUCAAUGAAUUCAACCUAAUUAUGCUGGAAGACGAGCGAAUUGUGAUGAUUGAUUUUCCACAAAUGGUAUCAAUUGAUCAUCCGAAUGCGGAAUAUUAUUUCGAUCGAGAUGUCACAUGUGUUCGGACGUUUUUUAAACGAAAAUUCGACUAUGAAAGCGAGGAUUGGCCGAAAUUUGAUGAAGUUGAACGGAAAGGGAAUAUGGAUGUACUGCUCGAAGCGUCGGGAUUCACCAAGAAAAUGGCGUUGGAUUUGAAUAAAGCGUACGAUGAAGGCGAUUUUUUGGCACAUUGUGAGCAGGAAUUGAGGAAUCGGCAGGAGGAGGAUUUGGGGGAAGAUGAAGAUGAUUCCGAUGACUCUAAAUCUAUGGAAGACAUUCAGGAAGAGCCUGAGGAUCUCGAAAAAGACCACGAAGAGCUCCAGGCUCAGGAGAACACCGUCAAACAGCAGAAAAUCGUGCUCUCCCAGACGACACGCUUCACAGAUUGGCUCUCAGACGCCACAAAUCAACUGGAAGCCGUGGAUCUUGAUGCUCUGAAAUCGGAGGAAGGUUAUAAGGAUAUUGAGUUGCCGCCGGAGGAUUUUAAGCGUCCAGCCGAUUCUGAAAAUGACGAUGAAAAUGAUGAAGAUGAGGAGGAGGGGGAGGAAGAGGACGCGGAUGGCCACGUGGCAGUUGAGGAGCAGGUGGCAAAAGUUGUGAAAAAGAAGAGAGUGCCAAGUGGAGCCAGAAGUGUUGCCAGUAGUGCUGCCACGUUUACGGCUGAAGAUGUUAAGAGGCGACUGGCUUUGGAUAGAAAGAGGAAUAAGGAAAAGAUUCGACUGAAGGUCAAAGGAAAGCAAAGCGCAGUGGGCCGUAACCGAAAAGACAAUAAAGAUGUGAUUGCCGAGUACGCUGGAUGGAUUUGAUGAUUUAAUAAUUGUUCUCGUUUUUCCCGGAAAAUUCGUUUUUUCUAUUCUUUUUCACCUGUUAUUAUUACCAUUGUUAUAUGUUUUUUGUUCUGUUAACUUCUCCCCUUCAAUAUAAACGAAAUGAUGCGUUUUUUUUCGAUUAAAAUGCAACAUUUAUCGUUGACACGUUCGUAACUUUCAUCGUCGCGCCGUCUAUUUCAAC